Messenger RNA from Acanthoscelides obtectus, 1447 nucleotides. The record is from the annotation of a GenBank genome assembly. Lineage: Eukaryota; Metazoa; Arthropoda; Insecta; Coleoptera; Chrysomelidae.
CAGAUCUUCAACCGACGGUCAUCAGUUACAUUUGAUCCCCUUAUUUAUGUACAUUAACAUUGAAUAUGCUUGAACUAAGCCGGUGUAUCUUAGUGACUAUUAGUGCUUGUAUCUACCUGAGCGGCGUAGACACCGGCUUCACUACUACCAAAAUCAGUCCGCGACCAAUUUGGAAUUCCACGGACACUGACAAACUUCGCAAAGACCUCUUGUUGAAUUACGACAAAUUCGCAAGGCCUGCUCAACAUUUCAAUGCAACUGCUGUAAGAUUUGGUCUGGCCGUUCUGCAUGUAGAUGUGAACGAAUUUAAGUCUACGUUCACUGUCUACAGUAUCCUUCGUUUGGCAUGGACAGAUGAGAAGCUAAAAUGGAAUAGCUCCGAAUACGGAGGAAUAAAGCAGCUACAUCUAGCUGAACACGAAAUAUGGCAACCCGAUAUAUCUCUUUUCAACAGUGCCAGCACUAUAUCAGUGAAUCACUACACCAACACCCAUUUUGUAGCAUAUUCAUACGGUGAAGUGUCUUGGUCACCACCAGCUCAGUUCACUGUUCUUUGCAACUUUGACUUGAGGUACUGGCCUUUCGACACCCAACAAUGCCAUUUACAUUUUUUGUCUUGGACAUAUAGCGGAGAUCAGAUAGAUAUCGACUUCAUUGACUCUAAACCCAUCAGUCUAGAUUUAUUAAUAAACCAUACAGAAUGGACAAUUGUAGAAGCUACUCAGAAGAAAAUUAGCAAAGACUACCCAUGUUGUGAUAUUGCCUACCCAUAUUUGGUAGUAAACUUUACCAUAGCUCGAUCAUCGCCUUCAUACAAAGCUAUCAUUGUCACACCAACGUUUGUUAUAAUCGCGCUGACCCUAGUCAACUUUUGGCUUCCACCGCAAGCUGGUGAGAAAAUCAUCAUCAACGGUUCUACGGCGCUGAUGAUAUGCUUGUUUAUGUUAUAUUUUACACAAAAGUUGCCGGCCAUGGGAACACACACUCCACUCAUUGUGAUGUUCUAUAGCAGCUGUUUGUACAUAGUGACAUUUUCGAUGAUCGGAUCCGUGAUAGUGAUGACAAUUUCGAGAACUAAGCACUCCAAAUCUCUCCCAUGGAUAAUCAAGCAACCCUUGACUGGGACAUUUGGAAAACUUUUAGGUCUUGGACCGUACAUCAAACAAUUGACAGUGACGCAUCGAGUGACAGCUGAAGAAAUGAGAGAUCACCAAGUGUCCGAUUUCGAUGAUGCCACUAGCAUAGAUGAAAGGCACAUUAUGGGAUCUUCUUCUCGUAUGAGCAAAUCAUCAACUCAAGAUGACUGGAUCCUGCUUGCCGCUGCAAUUGAUAGGAUUUCAUUUGUUUUCUACUGUAUCCUAUUUGGUAUCCUGUCGAUAGUUUACGCUGUGUGAUUUUUUCAAUAAAAGUGUUAUCUGACAAACUGCUUUUGUGUUGGUACUUCCCC